AUGUUACGGAUCUGUUUGAGUCACUGCUCGCGAAGGACUUCCAUUGUGAGCUUCGGAGGUUGGCGGAGCCGGCGGGCGCCCUUUUCCGCCUCUGCUUGUGUCAUGGAGCCUCGCUUCAGCCUUUCUCCCCGCGACCACAGCCUCUUCGAUCAGCCGCUGGCCAUCUCGGUAGAAGGGCUCCAGCCCCAGCAGGAGAUCGGGCUCCGCGCCUCCCUGGAGGAUGAGAAGGGGGAGCGCUUCGAGUCGCACGCCUUCUACCGAGCAGACGGCGAGGGGCGGCUGGAUCUGCAGCGCUCGCCGGCGCUCGAAGGCGGGACCUUCUCAGGUUUGGAGCCGAUGGGCCUGCUGUGGUCGAUGCAGCCGCUAAAACCCCUCAGGCGCCUGGUGAAGCGCGACGUCGAGCGCCCCCUUCGCCUGGAGCUGGAGGUAUUGGAAAGGCUGGGAACGUCUCUGUCUGGUCGCGUCCUGGCCAAGGCCUCCCACGAACGGAGAUUCCUGGGCGACGGGGUGAAGAGACUCCCGGUGCGGGAAGGGAACGUCCGGGCCACUCUUUUCCAGCCACCCGGUAAAGGCCCCUUUCCAGGUAUCAUUCAGGUACCUGGAACUGGAGGAGGCACUCCAGAAAGUUCAGCAUGUCUGAUGGCCAAUCAUGGCUUUGCCGUAUUAGCUUUGGCCUAUUAUGGGUAUGAAGAUCUUCCUAAGGACAUACUGGAUUUGCGUCUGGAGUACUUUGAAGAAGCUGUCAAUUAUAUGCUAAAACAUCCAGUGGUUAAAGGUCCAGGAAUUGGGGUGUUAGGACACUCCAAAGGGGGUGACCUCUGUAUCUCCAUGGCCUCAUUUUUAAAAGGCAUCACGGCAAUAGCCACAGUUAAUGGUUCUAUAGCCAAUGUAGCUACAACAUUACGCUACAAGGAUAUCACCAUUCCACCUCUUGGCACGAAUAUAAAACUAAUCAAAAUUGAUCAGAAUGGGAUCUAUGACAUUAUUGAUGUCCUGAACAACCCACUUGAGGGUCCUGACCGCCAAAGCUUAAUUCCAUUGGAGAAAGCUGAGGGACGUUUUCUUUUUAUUGUGGGAAUGGAUGAUCAUAAUUGGAAGAGUGAAUUUUAUGCCAAGGAAGCUGCCAAUAUUUUACAAGCUCAUGGAAAAGACAAACCUGUAAUCAUUUGCUACCCUGAAACAGGUCAUUACAUUGAACCUCCUUAUACACCACUGUGCCCUGCUUCAGUCCACUUUUUGGUGGGCAAAACAGUGAUCUGGGGAGGUGAACCCAGAGCACACGCAGCAGCGCAGGUGGAUGCUUGGAAGCAUAUUCAAGAUUUCUUUCAUGAAAUCCUCAGUGACAGCAACAGCAAACUGUGAAUGAAUUAGUUAUGACCUGGGUUCAGCAUGAAUAUUUGCUAAGCUAAAUACUGGGGAUGGGAGAAUAAUGCUGGGAAUGGAUAUGAAAUGAGGGCAAGAAGAAGGAAACUCAGGUGAUAAAUCCCAUUUGAACAUUGUUUAUCUAGUCUUCAAAUAUUGUUUCUGCAUUCGGUAUUAAAAUCCUGAAGAUUAGAAAUGCGAUAAAUUAAAUUAAAUUAAAUUAAAUUAAGACUGGGAUCUGCAUGCAAGCAAGAGCACCAGAUGGUGGCCACAACUGAUUUUGAUUUAUUGGUUUAUUUAAAUCUAUAUGGCCAUCCCUUUUGCCACAGUGACCCUGGGUUAUGAGCAGUUUAAAUGGAAACCACCCUAGAAAACCCUAAGAUACGUAAUGCUAAAUAUAUAAUUCAAGUACAAACACCAGCGGAAAAGUCCUGGGAUCCAUUGGGGGGGGGGACGGGACACACCAUAUGCACACAAUCGGGUUCAAAGCCCCAGCUCAUUCCAAGUGACAACUAAAUUCUUCAGCCAGAUUGCACCAGACCUUCAGAAAUAACCAGAGGCUUCCUUUGGAGCCCAACUGGGCUUGAAUGAGGAACAGCAUCAAGCACUGAGCCCACAUUCUCCAAGAGUGACCUGCCCCUGGACUAAGUGCCUGCCUGCACUUGUGAAUGCCUUAAAGGUAGCCCUCAAUUUAUGACCACAACUGAGACCAAAAUUUCUGUUGCAAGACAGUUAAGUGAGUUUGCCCCAUUUAAUGACUUUUCAUGCCACAGUUAAGUGAAUCUUGUUAAUAACAUUUUAAUAAAGUUAAUAACAUGGUUGAUAAAUGAAUCUUGGCUUCUCCAUUGACUGCUUGUUAGGUUGCAAAAGAUGAUCACAGGUCCCUGGGACACUGCAAUCGUCAUAAAUACAUGCAAGUUGCCAAGCAUCCAGAUGUGGAUCACAUGACCAUAGGACUGCUGUGAAUGUCAUAAGUGAAAAUCCUAAAUUACUUUUUGUAGUGCCAUUUGCAACUUCGGUCAUUAAACGGAUGGUUAUAAGUGGAGGACUGCCUUUAAUCUUCCCGCUCACCCUGAAUUCCUCCCCAAUAAGGUGCUAACCUCUCCCAUCAGCCUGAGGGUCCCCUCCUCAUUUUCCCAAUUACCCACUUUUUAUAUAUGUUGUAGGAAGUUCAGUCACAUGGUCAUGGACUUCACCUUGACUUGUUUUUGACAUGCUGAUUUUACUCUUCCAAAUUAGGAAGAAAAAUUAUUUGUAGGUUCGAGUUGUGCAGGUUAACAGUUUGGCAAUUUUGUCUUUAACUUUUAAUGACUUUGAAUUUAUAUAAAACAACCUAAAAUAAUACUGGCAAAGAAAAUUAACUUUAAAAAAUGAAAUAAAUAUGGUGAAAUAGAAAUGUGCCCUCUUCUCUCCAAGUUGUUUUUAGCACAAGAAAGAAGAAUAACUUUAUAUGAAUGAAGAAUUUGCUGUAUAAUAUUCAUCUGCAAAAAUAAUUAAAUUGCACUUAAGAAAAUGUAUUUGCUGCUUCUGUCAAGGGCCAACUGGGGGAAAAGACCAAUCAUUUCAUCAUAUUUUAGAUAGUAAAUAAAGGUUGAUCGUAUAAAUUAACUCAUCCUAAAUUAUACAACUCUGUUAUGCAGAAAAAUCAAACUCCCUACUACUGUGUUAUGUGACUGGAGAAAACUGUUAAUUUCUGGCUGCAGUCCAGUUUAGAAACUUUUCUAUUUUUUAACUUUGCUCUAAAUUUUUCUUACCUUGCUUUUAAACUGUUCUUAUUUUUAUUCUUACCAAAUUUCAUUACCUUUGUUGUUAAAAUUAACAAGACAACAUGCAUGUUGCUGCUAAGUUAAAAUGAGUUUAGAAGUUCAAGAAAUCCUAAAUCAAUAUUUGCAGAUCCAAAUAUGUGUGAUUCCUCGGAUAAUACUUUUUCUUUCUUUUUUCUGCACUGUUGGUGAAAUGUUUCAAAUGAAAUAAAAUUGCUAAUACUUGGUUAA
Messenger RNA from Pantherophis guttatus, 3356 nucleotides. RefSeq names its product acyl-coenzyme A thioesterase 1-like. Gene Ontology annotation, biological process: fatty acid metabolic process; acyl-CoA metabolic process. NCBI's taxonomy places the organism in Eukaryota, Metazoa, Chordata, Lepidosauria, Squamata, Colubridae. The record is from RefSeq and is a predicted model, not a curated record. Gene Ontology annotation, molecular function: fatty acyl-CoA hydrolase activity.